Messenger RNA from Prosopis cineraria, 1334 nucleotides. RefSeq names its product dehydration-responsive element-binding protein 2A-like. Gene Ontology annotation, biological process: positive regulation of DNA-templated transcription; response to stress. NCBI's taxonomy places the organism in Eukaryota, Viridiplantae, Streptophyta, Magnoliopsida, Fabales, Fabaceae. The record is from RefSeq and is a predicted model, not a curated record. Bases 299 to 1087 code for a protein of 262 amino acids. Gene Ontology annotation, cellular component: nucleus. The transcript has 2 exons. Gene Ontology annotation, molecular function: transcription cis-regulatory region binding; DNA-binding transcription factor activity.
UGAAAAGGGAGCCCUUCAUCGCGAAGAAAACUUUGCUGAUGAGUGUAAAGUUUACAUAGUGAACUUCCGCCACGUGGCAGAGCCCAUUAUUCUCGCAGUUUUAAACGUGCCACGUCAUCUCCUGCUGCACUAAGGAGAUUAGCCAUCCACACCCGAACAGUUUCUUGGUUCCCACGUCAAAGAUGACGUUGGUGAUGACAUCUCUAUAACCAGGAAAUACAAAACCCUCGCAAAACCCUCAAUCACAGAUUCACAACACAAAACUCACAUCGUCAACUACUGCAGAUUUUGAAGGCGCAUGACGACUGGUACCCUUUGCGGGAACAAGACAUCGCGGAAGAGACGAAGAAGUGGGAGUGACUCUGUCAUAGACACUCUUGAGAAGUGGAAGAAGUACAACAGUGACGUUGAGUUUGUCAAAAAUGGAGCAAAGAAAGCGAGUCAGAGAGUUCCAGCGAAAGGCUCGAGAAAGGGAUGCAUGAGAGGCAAAGGUGGGCCUCAAAACUCAGAUUGCAACUACAGAGGAGUGAGACAGAGGAUUUGGGGCAAAUGGGUGGCAGAAAUUCGCGAACCCAUUACUGGAAAUCACAAUAAUGUGGGAAACAAGAAACCAAAUCGGUUAUGGCUUGGCACCUUCUCUACUGCACUUGAAGCUGCCCUUGCUUAUGAUGAAGCAGCCAGAGCCAUGUACGGUCCCUGUGCUCGCCUGAACUUUCCUGAGUAUAAUAUGGAAGGAGGAGCAGAAGAAGAAGAACCCACAUGCUCUAAUGAGGAAACAGAGAAGAAACAUGAUAUUGUUCUGGUGAAGAGUGAAGAAGAAACAGAGGAGGAAUGGAAUCCAAGAGCUAGUUGUGAGGAUUCUAGUGUCAUUGGAAGUGAAGCUUCCUUUGAGAAGAAGCAAAUGGAGGAAAUGACGUCCGAGAUUCUGGGAUUUUGUGCAUCUGACCACUCUCAAAACGAGGAAUAUAAAUCUUCUAUAGAGAGAAAAUUUGGAGAUGAGGGUUUCAGCAUUCCUGGCAAUGGAACUCCGUGUUUGAAGAAAAAGACAUGGAUGAGUGGCAGAGUGGUCAUUUGCCUGUGUAUCUGAAUAGCAUGAAGGAGGCAGACCUGGAAGUGGGUUAUUAUGACUACAGUUUCUUGAGACCUGAUUAUGACUUUGGCUUAUUGGAAGAGAAAAACUUACUUGGCUUGUGGUUUCCACACAUAGCUUCUUAAAUGUAUACUAAUGCUUAUAUUUGUUUGUUACUUCUGUCCUGGUUUUUUCCAUUUUAAUGGGGCUGUUGCAGGAUGCUUUUUCCCCCUUAAAAUGAGUCAAUAAGAUGCAGUUUCUACUC